Messenger RNA from Limanda limanda (common dab), 2016 nucleotides. RefSeq names its product proteolipid protein 2b (gene plp2b). Lineage: Eukaryota; Metazoa; Chordata; Actinopteri; Pleuronectiformes; Pleuronectidae. The coding region runs from base 383 to 853 and encodes 156 amino acids. The transcript is spliced from 5 exons. The record is from RefSeq and is a predicted model, not a curated record. Gene Ontology annotation, cellular component: membrane.
UACCAGCGGCACCAGGGGAGGACAACGCCCCGCGGUCAGACGCCCAGUGCCCGGGUCCCUCAGCUCCUCCUGCUCCUCCUCAGCUCCUCCUCCUCCUCCUGCUCCUCCUCAUCCUCACUCACACUGAGAGCUUCCGAGGCAGAGCCACCGUGACCGGGACCAACCAGGAUAUUACCCCGGCUACACCCUCUCCUCUCCGGCCUUCCCUACCCCGGAGCAACCGGUGGAAGAACCCGAGCUCACCGUCCAUCCUCCGCGGGCCUUCCAGCUCCACUUUCCCGCUGAGUUUCUCUCUCCUGCUCCUCUGUGCAGCGGUGGAAGCUUUAUCCUUACAUCCACAAACAUAUAUAUAUAUAAAUAUAGAAUAGAAUAAGUUCUCAGAAUGGCGGACCCAGGCGACUCCAGCGGUGCCUCCGGUGCCUCCUGGCUGGAGAAGUUGAAAAGUUACGUGCGGACUCAGAAAGGAAUGAUCCUCUCGGCAGAAAUAGUCGUCAGUUUAAUCGUCCUCAUCUGCUACGCUGCGUCUAUGUAUGGAGGCUACUCCGCUGUGGCCAUCUGUGAGAUGAUCUUCGCCAUCGUCUUCUUCAUCAUCUUCAUGAUGGAGCUGGACAAGCAGUUCGUAUUGGUCAACUGGAUGUGGACAGAUCUUUUCCGUGCUGGUAUCGGAGCCGUCCUUUACUUAAUCACUUCUCUGAUCUGUGUCAUCGGUGGAGCGGGGGACGGUGCUCGUAUCGCAGGCGGAGUGUUUGGUUUGAUCGCUGGUCUGAUUUUUGCUUACGAUACCUACACCCUCUUCCUGCAAGUCAGGAGCACACGGCAGCACACGGCAGCUUCCACCGAAGAUAGAGUUUAAACACUCCAAGACGCAUGUGCCUGCAUUAGGAGCGCAGCAGCAACAGCAGAAGAAGAAGAAGAAGGAGAAGAAUAGGACAUUUGUGCAGACGUUAAUAAAAGGGUGGAGCAGAGAAGACGAUGGACAGUAAAGUGAACAGGUCACAGUUUAAUAAAUGCCACUGAACGGUGUGAUAAGACGACAGAUUGGUUUUAGGGGCUCGGCCUGAGAGGAGGAUGACACCGCCUGAGUGAGUCGCACCAAACAUCUGUGACAGCAUUUCAGGCAAAAUAAAGAGGACGUCCUCUCAGAAAACCUUAAGUCCAACCUCGAUGUGCCACUGAUUUAAAAAAAUAAAAAUAAAAAAAGAAGGGAAAACUGUAAACAGCACACGGUGUAAAAGUUUAGUUGAUGUUGUCACGCAGCUUGUCUGAUACAUGUCUACUGUUAAUGCACUGCUGUAUUAAGUAGUAACUGCCAUUGUGGACGUCAGAAGUUAUUGACACAGGAAGUGAUGCUCACUGAGCUGUUUAACAUCACAACUUUAAUCUUCUUGACUUUUGAUAUUUGUAUUUUCCUGGAGGUUUCCCAGCGGUUUAAACGUUUUCUUCCUGUGUGUGUUACGGUGCCUUAACCAGAUCAUUCACUCCUGAAUCCAAAACAUCUGAUUGGCUCUCUGUCAAUUACCAUGAAUCUCUCGGGUGUUUCGAACUGAUCCGACUUUUGUUUGUUUGUUAGACAUCCACUAACUUUCAACCGCAUCAUUUGUUAUUGAACUAUUGUCGUCCUCUAGUUGUGCCUGUAUACUUUGAUUCUUGCUCAGGUUGUGUUAUGUUUUUUGUUCUUACAUAUUAACACGUUUCUAAGGUGCAGUAUCUUAUUUUUUUUGUCAGUUGACACUUUUUACAGUCCAGUUGUUUCGUACAGUUUUUUUUGUACAUGUGGUAGAUUAAGGAAAAAGUAAAAUUUCUAAAGAAAACACACGUAUAUAUGAUACAAUAGAAUUUUAAUAUGUUGAGUAACUGUCUCCUUUGGCCUUUUUCAAUAUUUGUCCAACUAAAGUGCCUCGUUAUUUUUUUAUUUUGUUUCCUAACAGACUUUACAUGAGUCUGCCGUUUGUAACUUAAAAAAAAUCUAAGCCGUCAAGCUUUGGGAAAUAAAAGCCAUUUUCACUGGAAAGAAAA